Solanum pennellii is the source of this 2057-nucleotide messenger RNA. RefSeq names its product V-type proton ATPase subunit B 2. Gene Ontology annotation, molecular function: ATP binding; proton-transporting ATPase activity, rotational mechanism. Gene Ontology annotation, biological process: ATP metabolic process; proton transmembrane transport. Bases 170 to 1636 code for a protein of 488 amino acids. Lineage: Eukaryota; Viridiplantae; Streptophyta; Magnoliopsida; Solanales; Solanaceae. Gene Ontology annotation, cellular component: proton-transporting V-type ATPase, V1 domain. The record is from RefSeq and is a predicted model, not a curated record. The transcript is spliced from 15 exons.
UGUAAGAUGUUGAUUUCCCUAUCACAGUAUUAACCCAUCUCACGUUCUCAUAUAUUUUCUAUAAGAAAAAGUCCCAAUUAUUAUCUCUGCCAUUAGAUCUCAAUAUCGUUUCUCCACGGUCCACCUUGCUCUCUCUCUGAAUUUGUGAUUGAGAAGAAGAGGUUAAAACAUGGGUUCUGCACCAAACAGUAUUGAGAUGGAGGAGGGAACCCUGGAGGUUGGAAUGGAAUAUAGAACUGUCUCAGGUGUUGCUGGACCAUUGGUCAUCCUAGACAAAGUGAAGGGACCCAAGUAUCAGGAGAUUGUUAACAUUCGUUUGGGAGAUGGAACUACCCGGCGUGGACAAGUUCUUGAAGUUGAUGGUGAAAAAGCAGUUGUCCAGGUUUUUGAAGGAACAUCUGGAAUUGAUAACAAAUACACAACUGUGCAGUUCACUGGGGAGGUCUUAAAGACACCAGUGUCUUUGGAUAUGCUUGGCCGCAUCUUUAAUGGUUCUGGCAAACCAAUUGACAAUGGUCCUCCUAUUUUACCCGAAGCUUACAGGGAUAUUUCAGGAAGUUCUAUCAACCCUAGUGAGAGAACAUAUCCUGAAGAAAUGAUACAGACAGGAAUUUCCACAGUAGACGUCAUGAAUUCAAUUGCUAGAGGGCAGAAGAUUCCUCUUUUCUCUGCUGCUGGUCUUCCUCAUAAUGAAAUUGCAGCCCAGAUCUGUCGUCAGGCUGGACUGGUGAAGAGGUUGGAAAAAUCUGACAACCUUCUUGAGGGUGGUGAAGAGGACAAUUUUGCCAUAGUCUUUGCUGCUAUGGGAGUCAACAUGGAAACAGCACAAUUUUUCAAACGUGAUUUUGAGGAAAAUGGAUCUAUGGAGAGAGUGACACUUUUCUUAAACCUGGCCAAUGAUCCUACUAUAGAGCGUAUUAUUACUCCCAGGAUUGCUCUGACAACGGCAGAAUAUCUAGCAUAUGAAUGUGGAAAGCAUGUGCUUGUAAUUUUAACUGAUAUGAGUUCAUAUGCUGAUGCUCUUCGUGAGGUAUCUGCUGCCCGAGAAGAAGUGCCUGGAAGACGUGGAUAUCCUGGUUAUAUGUAUACCGAUCUGGCAACAAUCUAUGAACGAGCUGGACGUAUCGAAGGACGAACGGGCUCCAUCACACAAAUUCCGAUCCUGACCAUGCCUAAUGAUGAUAUUACACAUCCAACCCCAGAUCUUACAGGUUACAUCACCGAAGGACAAAUAUAUAUUGAUCGACAGCUUCACAAUCGGCAGAUAUACCCACCAAUCAAUGUGCUUCCAUCCUUGUCUCGGUUGAUGAAGAGUGCCAUUGGUGAGGGUAUGACUAGGAGGGAUCAUUCUGAUGUGUCCAACCAGCUGUAUGCAAAUUAUGCUAUUGGCAAGGAUGUCCAGGCAAUGAAAGCUGUGGUUGGAGAAGAAGCACUGUCUUCUGAGGAUCUGCUUUACUUAGAGUUUCUUGACAAAUUUGAGAGGAAGUUUGUUAGCCAAGGAGCCUAUGACACCCGCAACAUAUUCCAGUCGCUUGAUUUAGCUUGGACACUCCUUCGCAUCUUCCCUCGUGAGCUUCUCCAUCGUAUCCCUGCAAAGACCCUGGAUCAGUAUUACAGCCGUGAUGCUUCUAAUUGAAGGAGCCAGCUAUGUACUUAAUUACCUGUGUUGACUGCCUUGGAAUGAGCUUGAUGAUACAUAUGUGGUUUUCCUCGUUAAAUUAGGAAUCUCCUUUCAGCUCAACAAUAAAAGCUCUCUACUGGGUUCCCAGAACCAAGGUUUUCCGGCAUUUGCAAGACAAUUAUAUUCUUUUGAGAACCAGUUAAGUCGUGGUGUAAUUUAUUGUGUUGUGUUAUCUGCAGAUAUGGCAGGGUUUGGGUUCCUUUUAAGAUUCUACAUCAGUUGGGGUUUCUAGGAACUACAAAACCCUUGUUAUAUAUUGUGCUCUUUUUUUUUUUUGGUUUUAUGUUGGACCGUGAACUAAUUCUUUGGCAUCUUUUUGAAUAAUGCUGCCUUUUGUGAGCUUCUUUUUUAAUAAUGGCAACUUCAGUUUAAGAUA